AUGGACAAAAUCGGCCUGGUGACGACCAUCAGAGACGACCAGCUCUUGCUCUUGAACAAAGAGAACGCAACCUUUGCGCCGCCGAGUCGACGGCCGAGUCCGCUUUAUCUGCUCUCCUUUCAUCGCGAUCGGAUCCUCGCCGCUGCGCAAGCGGCCGGCCGGUCAUGCAAGGAACUUGAAGGUGACAAGGGUCUGGAGCUCCUUGCCUGCAAAAUCCAAAGUCAUAGAAAGAGUGCUAAUAGGGACGUUGAGGAUGCGCUAAAGGUUCGCAUCGUGCUGUCCGCCAGCAAUGCCCUUGAUGUGACAUCGACGCUUGUCCCGUCCACGCCCCAGAGCGCACUGUUCCCCAAAUCUCUGAGUGAAAUUUUCAAGUCCAAACCGACUUACCGUAUCUAUAUCUCGCCCAUCAAGACUAAACCUAGCCUCUACACUCGUUUCAAGACCACGGAGCGAAGCGCAUACGACAAGGUCCGCUCCGUUUUGCCAAAGUCAAAUCCUGAUAGCUUGCUCACGGAGAUCCUUCUGAUCAACGAGAAGGGAGACAUCAUGGAAGGCAGCUUCACCACUCCCUACUUCAACCAUGGCGGCUGGAUCACGCCCGCCAAGAGCUCAGGCGGAAAUCUCGGAGUCACCAGGCGGUGGGCACUGGGCAAGGGCCUUUGCGAAGAGGGUCUGGUGAACAUGAAUAGUGUCCAGGCAGGCUCGCUUGGGGAAAGAAUCAUCCUCAGUAACGGAGCUAGAGGCUUUGGAUGGGGAAGGGUGGAGCCGCUUGUAGAUCUAUGA
Bacidia gigantensis is the source of this 783-nucleotide messenger RNA. RefSeq lists its product as uncharacterized. The record is from RefSeq and is a predicted model, not a curated record. The transcript has 2 exons. Bases 1 to 783 code for a protein of 260 amino acids. Gene Ontology annotation, molecular function: catalytic activity. Lineage: Eukaryota; Fungi; Ascomycota; Lecanoromycetes; Lecanorales; Ramalinaceae.